UUGAUAGCCUUCUAAAGAGAAAACAUACAUACAAGACCGCGUAAUCUCAAAUUGUUCGAUCUCCAAAACAGGAAUUGAACUUAAUCAAUCCAUUUGCAGAGCUUUAAUUAUUAUAUGCUCUCUUGCUAUCAAUGUCUUCGUCUUCAAAUUCCCAACCUUCAUCUUCAGAACCUGCUAAAUGGAGCUACGAUGUGUUCUUCAGUUCACAGACCGACUGUUUCAUCACUAAUUCCCUCGAAUCCUCUCUUAGAGAUGCUGAAAUCAAUGCAUUCAUCGACCCCGAUCAUGAAGAAGAGAUCAAUCCUGCACUAUUGCGAGCCAUCGAGGGAUCUAGAAUCUCGAUCGUAUUGUUAACGAAGGAGUACGGAGACUCCAGGAAGUGUUUAGUGAGACUGGAGAAAAUCAUGGAGUGCCACAGAAGAAAGGGUCAAGUGGUAAUGCCAAUUUAUUAUGAUGUGAAUCUGUGGGAAGUACGAAAGCAGAAUGGUGAAUUUGGAGAAGCGUUCGAAGGACUACUGAAGGGGAUGUGCGUGAGCAAAGAGAAGGAGAUGAGAUGGAGAAGAGAGUUAUCUCAAAUUGCGUUGUUUCCUGGUUGGGACGUCUCAACUUGUACUACCAGAAAUUGGAAUUACAUGACUUGUACAGCAUAGCCUUGUGAGGGUUGACAAGAAUAACAAGCUUGGCAUGCAUAGUUUAUUAUGUGACAUGGGAAGAGAGAUCAUUUGUGAGAUAUCACCGGAGCCUAAGAAGCAUAGCAGAUUAUGGUUUCAUGAUGAUGUACUCCAUGUCUUGAAAAAUAAUACUGUGAGAUCUUUUCUUAAUGAAUUGAAUGCACUAAUUCAAGUGAUUGUAUUUGUAUUAA
Prosopis cineraria is the source of this 862-nucleotide messenger RNA. RefSeq names its product disease resistance protein TAO1-like. Gene Ontology annotation, biological process: signal transduction. The coding region runs from base 132 to 650 and encodes 172 amino acids. The record is from RefSeq and is a predicted model, not a curated record. The transcript is spliced from 2 exons. NCBI's taxonomy places the organism in Eukaryota, Viridiplantae, Streptophyta, Magnoliopsida, Fabales, Fabaceae.